Molecule: messenger RNA, 220 nt
Organism: Acaulospora morrowiae
Lineage: Eukaryota; Fungi; Glomeromycota; Glomeromycetes; Diversisporales; Acaulosporaceae
Source: the annotation of a GenBank genome assembly
ACGCAAGAAAGUUGUGGAAAGGGUCGAGACAUGUUUAAGUAAGUCAAAUGCUUUAUUAGAAAAACUAAAAGAAUGCGAAGAAAAUUCUGAUAAAUUAGAUGAAGUUCUUGAAGAGUGCAUUGAUGAGUUAAUUGAGGAACGAAAAUUUCAUGUUGUUGGAUUGGAGAUAGAAGAAAUGUUUCGGAAAAAAUCAAAAGAAGAUUCACUAAACAUUAGCUAA